UUAACCGUUCCCAACGGCUGCCUGAUGUGUCUGACAGUGCGGAAACACUCAGGAAGCUUGAUGCACUGUAAUCGUACAGACGGAAUGCCUCGUGGAGACUUCAACAUUUAUUUUGCCAGCAGCAGACGAGGAUAUGUCAGAGCUGAGGAGGCAGUGGGCAUAGUUCUGCUGGUGGUCAUCCUGGCAGCUCUGCUCAUCCUUGGCUGCUGGUACUUCAAGAAGAGGAGUGGUUACAAAAUAAUCAGGAAUCCUAGAUCGGGGUCACCAGGUUACACAGGAGGCCAGUACUCAGAGGCAGGACCUUCAGCAGAUAACAAGAUGGCUCUCACUGACUUCGGCAGCUUCCGACCUGUGGUUCCUAAUGCUCCUCCAGCCUAUGAAAAGAUUUCCUCAGGGCCACUGCCUCCUCCCUAUUCCCCCUGAAGGACUUCUGUAGAUGAUGUACAGAUGUCUGAAGAAGAAAUGAAAAUAAUGGAGAA
Messenger RNA from Xiphias gladius (swordfish), 479 nucleotides. It is a transcript of the gene mlana, whose product is annotated as melan-A. Gene Ontology annotation, cellular component: melanosome. The record is from RefSeq and is a predicted model, not a curated record. The transcript has 5 exons. Lineage: Eukaryota; Metazoa; Chordata; Actinopteri; Istiophoriformes; Xiphiidae. Bases 25 to 423 code for a protein of 132 amino acids.